Diaporthe amygdali is the source of this 1665-nucleotide messenger RNA. RefSeq lists its product as uncharacterized. Gene Ontology annotation, biological process: protein import into nucleus. The transcript has a single exon. The record is from RefSeq and is a predicted model, not a curated record. NCBI's taxonomy places the organism in Eukaryota, Fungi, Ascomycota, Sordariomycetes, Diaporthales, Diaporthaceae. Gene Ontology annotation, cellular component: nucleus. Gene Ontology annotation, molecular function: small GTPase binding; guanyl-nucleotide exchange factor activity. Bases 1 to 1665 code for a protein of 554 amino acids.
AUGGCUCUCUCUGUUCUGGCAUCUGCCAAGUCGGCCUCAGGCGUUGACCGUCGAGCUCGUAGCCGAAGCCCCCGCCCCAAGUCGCCCAAGCUGGGCAACUUUGCACGCCUUUUCCAGACCAUUCCCAAGUUCGACAGCGAUGAGUCCGACAGCGACAAGAUCAACUCGCCUGUCCACCUGUCCCUCUUCCCGGUCAGCGGUUAUCCCGCCGUCUCCGGCCCCACAUCACUCCCCCUUCUGGGUAAGGGUCUCAUCAGCAUCACCAACGACUUGGCUCGCCUUGAGAUUCUAGGACUCAAAGACACAAUUGAAAGCGCCACUACCGACGACGACAGCCCUGCCAGAGACAGCUCCCUGUCUGCUGACAUCGUCGGUGCCAGCCGCGACACCACUCCAACCUCUGCGAGCCCAGUCACCCCGAUUGAGGCCAUACUGAGCCCAAAGCCAAACAUCAAGUCCCUGCUAAUCGGUUCCACUCCCGAGUACUUCUCAGCGGACGACUCCGCGGAUCCUUUCUGCGAGCAGACUCACGCAGUCCACGCGCAGGAGAAGCACGCUGAGUUCCAAAAAUUCGUCUUCCCAGCUGUCACCCCACUCAAGGUUCUCAACCCCAAUGACAACCACCUUGGCAAGCUUCAGCGCAAUGAGCGCAUUGCCAUCGCGCAGCUCGCCGCCAAGCCACUCACCUCCCCCAUUGCUGAGCCGCUUGUCGUUCCCUGGGACAUCAACGGCGACUUCCUCCCUGGUCACUACCAGCCCACUGUCGACUCUCCAUGGGCCCCCCAGAAGCCCGGUUACAUCCAUUUGAAAACUGUUUCCAGGAACUCCAUCGACCCCCUGUACCGCGUCAACAAGGCCACGCAGCUGAACAUCUUGAAGGCCAAGCUUGACGAGCGCUUUGCCGAGGACAGCGUUAUGCGAUCUCACCCUCAAAUCCCACAGUCCCGAGAGCCCAUUCAUGUCUUUGUCGAUCUGUCCAACAUCGUCAUAGGCUACUACGACUGCAUGAAGGCGAAGCGAGGCGUCUCGAACAACUACAGAGUUCAAGCUCCUCCCUUCUUUUUUGAGGCCUUUGCUCUACUGCUUGAGCGAUACCGUCCCUGCGCCAAGCGUGCGGUCGUGGGCUCACUCAAGCCGGCCAGCCAGCACCCAGACUACAUGAAGGAAGCCGAGCUUUGUGGCUACGACAUGAACAUUUUGCAGCGGGUCACCGGCCCCAAACCAAAAACAUCGAACCCCCACAUCACCAAGAUGCCUAUGCCUGCGUCUGGAGCACUCGAUGAGGACUCUGACGACUACGGCCCUUGGUGCCCUCCCAUGCAGGUUGCCAUGAAGCACCGCGAGCAGGGAGUGGACGAGAUUCUUCACCUGAAGAUGGUCCAGAGCAUCCUCGACGCCCCAAAGCCUGGAACAAUGGUUUUGGCGACGGGCGAUGCUGCCGAGGCCGAGUUCUCGGACGGAUUCCUCAGCAAUGUUGAGCGAGCCUUGGAGCGCGGCUGGAAUGUCGAGCUCGUCGGCUGGAGACGCAACAUUUCUGGCGCUUGGCGCAACAAGGCCUUCCAGGCCAAAUGGGCCGUCGGCCAGUUCCGUCUCAUCGAACUCGAUGGACUCGCCGAGGAGCUGCUCGGUUUCUGGCUGCGCUCUGGCCAGCGAGGAUCCCUCUAA